AUAAAUGAUACAGAGCAGCCUUCGUGUCAGCCAUGGAGAGCAAACAACAGAGAAAUAUUUGCCAUUUGGCCAUGGUCUAUUUUCUCCUGAGUUCAACUUCACCUGCUGCAGAUGGUCAGAUCAGAUUAACUGGGUCUGGGUCUACUCGGUGCUCUGGAAGAGUUGAAAUCUAUUACAACAACACCUGGGGAACAGUCUGUGAUGAUGGUUGGGACUUAAACGAUACUGAGGUUGUUUGCAGAGAGUUGGGCUGUGGUGCGGCACUGAGUGCCCCUUAUUCAGCCCGCUUUGGUGAAGGAACCGGACAAAUCUGGCUUGAUGAGGUGGCCUGUUCAGGAAAUGAGAGUUCUGUAACUCUGUGUCAGCACAGUGGAUUUGGGACACACAACUGUAAACAUGGAGAGGAUGCAGGUGUGGUCUGUUCAGGUGUCAGAUUGGCUGGGUCUACUCCGUGCUCUGGGCGAGUUGAAAUAUAUUACAACAACAUCUGGGGAACAGUCUGUGAUGAUGAUUGGGACUUAAACGAUGCUGAGGUGGUUUGCAGAGAGUUGGGCUGUGGUACGGCACUGAGUGCCCCUCAAUCAGCCUACUUUGGUGAAGGAACCAGACAAAUCUGGCUUGAUGAUGUGGCCUGUUCAGGAAGUGAGAGGUCUGUAACUCUGUGUCAGCACAGAGGAUUUGGGACACACAACUGUAAACAUGGAGAGGAUGCUGGUGUGGUCUGUUCAGCACUCCUCCCAAAGCCCAGCAUCUCCAUGAAUCCUGCUGCUGAGGUUACCUGGGGUCAGAACGUCGGCAUCACUUGUUCUGUCUCAACUCAAACUCAACAGAUUUUAAGUCCAACAUUUAUUUUGAAAAAGGCUUCAAGUUCAGUUGGAGAGACCCAAAUGUCAAGUACCAACUCUGCUACCUUCAACAUGCCUGAAGUCAACUUUGACAACAAAGGAUCCUACCAGUGUCAGUAUAAGAUAACAGUUGCAGGUCAAGACUUCACCUCCUCAAGUGACUCUGUCAGCCUCUCUGUGAGCCUCCCGAAACCCAGCAUAUCCAUGAAUCCUGUUGGUGAGGUUACCUGGGGUCAAGACGUUGGCAUCACUUGUUUGAUCUCAACUCAGGUUUUAGGUGGGACAUUCAUCCUGCAGCACUCCUCAGGCUCAUCCAGAAAGACAGAAACUCGUACCAACUCUGCUACCUUCAACAUUGUCCAAGUGGACUUUCACGAUGAAGGAUCGUACCAGUGUCAGUAUCAGACAAGGAGUUCAAGUCAAGACUUCAUCUCACCCCAAAGUGACUUUGUCAGACUCUCUGUUUCUGUGCCGCUGCAGCAACCCAGCAUCUCCCUAACAUCUCCUAACAGGGGGCUGGUCUGGGGCCCUGAAGGUGCACAGAUCACCAGAGGUUUCAGCUUUGUCUUCACCUGCUCCACUUCCUCCCAUUAUCCUGGAGGUGUUUUCCAUCUCAUCUUCUCUGGUUCAAACCUCACCAACACAGAGCCAGUGGUCAACCAGUCAGCCUCCUUUUCCUUCCCGGUGGCUGAGUAUGAACACCGGGGCAACUACAGCUGUGUGUAUGAAGUCACACUGUCCUCGAGAAGAUUCACUUCUACACAGACAGCACCGAUUAGUGUCGUCAUUAAAAUGCAUUUGUUGCCGCUGGUCUUUUCGGUAGCUGCUGGGGGUCUGCUGCUGCUCCUGCUAGUCUUGGUGGUGGUCUGUCUGGUCUGCAAGAGAAGACGACGAGCCAAGCACACUGGAGCCCUCGUCCAAACUCAAUUGGCAGUCAGAGUCAGGAAUGAUUAUGAAGAUAACGAGUAUGAGGACGACGAGGCUGACUAUGAGAAUGUUGAUCCAAUGGACACCAAAAAGAAUCUCAAAGCGGAAGCAGGGAAAGGGGAGGAAGAGGAGACCAAUGAUUAUGUGGAGCCAGAGAGUGACGAAGAUCAUGAUUAUGAGGAAGCAGGCCCAAGUGCAAGUAUUAUAAAGACCAACAAGGUCUAUUUCAGCGUAGAGGAAAACAGUGAAGAAGAAGAAGAAGAAGAAGAAGAAGAAGAAGAAGAUGACUAUGUAAAUGUUGAUCCAAUGGACACCACGAAGAAUCUCAAAAAAGAAGCAGGGAAAGGGGAGGAAGAGGAGACUAAUGAUUAUGUGGAGCCAGAGAGCGACGAAGAUCAUGAUUAUGAGGAAGCGGGCCCAAGUGCAAGUAUUAUAAAGACCAACAAGAUCUAUUUCAGCGGGACUUGA
Sander lucioperca (pikeperch) is the source of this 2240-nucleotide messenger RNA. RefSeq lists its product as uncharacterized. Gene Ontology annotation, cellular component: membrane. Bases 33 to 2240 code for a protein of 735 amino acids. NCBI's taxonomy places the organism in Eukaryota, Metazoa, Chordata, Actinopteri, Perciformes, Percidae. The record is from RefSeq and is a predicted model, not a curated record. The transcript has 10 exons.